Helicoverpa zea (corn earworm) is the source of this 746-nucleotide messenger RNA. RefSeq names its product NADH dehydrogenase [ubiquinone] flavoprotein 2, mitochondrial-like. The record is from RefSeq and is a predicted model, not a curated record. The transcript is spliced from 5 exons. Gene Ontology annotation, molecular function: NADH dehydrogenase activity. Gene Ontology annotation, biological process: mitochondrial electron transport, NADH to ubiquinone. Bases 49 to 693 code for a protein of 214 amino acids. NCBI's taxonomy places the organism in Eukaryota, Metazoa, Arthropoda, Insecta, Lepidoptera, Noctuidae.
UGCAGUAGGAAAGUUUCCACUACACCGCAGCUCCUGUCUGAUCAGCUAAUGGUGCAUAGAGAUACUCCGGAUAAUAAUCCGGACAUUCCAUUUCAGUUUACUGAAGCUAAUAUGAAGAGACUCACGGCGCUUGUACAAAACUAUCCAGAAGGCUCGCAAGUGUCCGCCAUAUCAAUGGCCAUGGACCUCGUGCAGCGACAGAUUGGUUGGAUCCCAAUAUCGGCCCAACACAAGAUUGCCGAGCUUCUCAGUAUGCCACGCAUGAGGGUCUAUGAGUGGGCUACAUUUUAUACCAUGUGUAAGAGGACCUAUAGAGGCAAGUUCAAUGUAAAAGUGUGUAAGACCACGCCGUGCAUGUUGCGUGGGUCUGACAUCAUUCUUCGAGCCGUUGAAGAAGCGACCUGCUGCUGCGUCGGCAGUGUGUCUCCUGACAAAAUGUUUGGAGUUGACCUUGUGGAGUGUCAGGGCGCAUGCGCUAAUGCACCGGUCUUAGUUGUCGAUGAUGAUUAUUAUGAGGAUGUUACAGUCAGUGAUGUUUACAAUAUCAUCCAAACAUUGAAAUCUGGAGGCAUACCACCCUGUGGGCCACAGAGUGGGCGGUACGCAGCCGAACCAGCUUGUGGGUUGACAACACUUCUAACCUGUCCCCCGCCUCCCGGGUACUGUAUCCAGCCAGCCUUGUACAAGGGAUAAAUUCCUUACAUAUUGUACAAUUUUAAUUUUAUUUUAGAUGUGACUAAAAGACU